Messenger RNA from Biomphalaria glabrata, 4262 nucleotides. Its product is annotated as short-chain dehydrogenase/reductase 3-like. The transcript is spliced from 7 exons. Lineage: Eukaryota; Metazoa; Mollusca; Gastropoda; Planorbidae. Gene Ontology annotation, molecular function: oxidoreductase activity, acting on the CH-OH group of donors, NAD or NADP as acceptor. Bases 293 to 1222 code for a protein of 309 amino acids. Gene Ontology annotation, cellular component: lipid droplet. The record is from RefSeq and is a predicted model, not a curated record.
AUAUAGAUCUAUCUAGACGUUAUUUUGAUUUGGUUAGGUUGGUUAGGUUGAGUCGUUGAGUAGUUACAUAGUUUUAGUUUGUUUCGUAAAGUUUCUGAAAUGUCACAUGAAAGUGCAGUAAUAAUUUUUUAAAAGAAAAAAAAAAAGCAAAACAAACUAAAAAGAUUUAGGUAAACUGUAAACACACUUUCUGUCAGCUGGUUGUAAUUUACUUGAGAACGCUAAACUUCUAUAAUUUUUGUUCGGUAAUACCGUUAUCUAGAAUUACGACUAGAUCUUUAUAGAUCUAAUAAUGUUUAAUUUAUUUUGGCGUUUAUUUGACAUUGUGCUUUUAAUUUGGCGUGUUUUCGUUAUUGUGCUGAAGGACCUCUGUCAGUGGUUAGUUCCACCAAAACAGGAAACACUGCACGAUGCUGUUAUUCUGGUUACAGGUGGUGGUAAAGGCAUUGGGAGAAAGCUAGCAUUAUAUUUUGCAAAAUAUCACCCUAAGCACAUUAUCCUCUGGGGACGAACCAAAACAGCCCUUUCUCAGACUGCUAAAAAUGUACAAGAUCUAAAUGUUAAUUGCUCAUAUAUGAUUUGUGAUGUCACUUCAAGAGAACAAAUUUAUUCCUUGGCUAAAGAAGUGGAGGCUAAAUAUGGUCAAGUUACAAUGCUAAUCAAUAAUGCUGGAGUAGUUCAUGGAAACUCUAUUCUCAGCAGUGAUCCUGCUGAUAUUGAAAACACUUUCCGCACAAACACACUAGCUCAUUUUUGGACUGUUAGAGCUUUUCUGCCUGGAAUGAUCAACCACAACUGUGGUCAUAUUGUCACUGUGGGUUCCCUGUUGGGCCUGACAGCUCUAAAUGGUGCUGCCGACUACUGUAGCUCUAAGUAUGCACUUACUGGGUUCACAGAAAGUUUAAGAGAAGAAUUAAAGAGUAUGAAUUGUACAGGAAUAACUGUCACCUGCGUUUAUCCUUACCAUGUGGAUAAUGAUAUGUUUGCUGGCAUAACUACAAGAUUCCCUUCCAUUUUUCACCCUAUUAAUGAAGAUUACCUUGUUGGCAAGAUUGCCGAUGCUGUUUUGACAAAGAGAGAGAAAAUCAUUGUGCCCAAACUCAUGUACUUGUAUGCUCUAGCUAGCAGCAUCACCCCAGUUUCUGCUAUUUCAUCAAUCAUGAAGUUCACUGGAGUUCACAAGGCUAUGGAUCAAUUUCGUCAACAUCGUAAGAAACAGUAAUGUCUACAGUGAUCUCUGCUGACAGCAUUUAACUGUGUUCAUGACAUAUGUCAAUAUAACUGCAGACAAUUAUUUUUGUAACUUUUAUUUUUGUUUGUUAACCAGAUUUCUUAAAUCUCAGGGUUUUAUUAUUUUAAAUGUGUUAUUUACUUUUGUAAAUAUAUAUGUGCAAUUAUAAUAUUUAUUAUAAAUUUCUGCCAAAGUGUAUAUAUACAUCAAAUAUCAAAUGUAUUACUUUAAUUUGAAAUAAUUUGUUGUUUAGAAAUUGAUGCAUCCAUUUCCACUAUGACUUAAUCAAUAGUCACAACUAUCUUAUAAGUUAGUGGGAAAAAAUGUCAUCUUAGUCAUUACUUUUUUUUUUUAUUUCCACCUAGUCAUUUUAAGGCUUGCAACAUAGUUUGAUUACUCCAUGCAACUUUUUAAUAAUAAUAAUAAUAAUCUUAAUUGUCCGUAAGGAAAUUUGUCUUACAAUAUCUUUUGUAUAUCUUUUAGCUUUAAUAAAUGCCAAAUAGUAUUAGGAUUAGUUUAAGUAUUUAACUCUUCUUCACUUUUAAUCAUUAGUGUUACCCAUCUAACACAUUUAGAUCUGAAAUGUGGAUUUCACCUUCCUCCUACAUGGAAUAUCUACACUGAAUACUGAAUAUCUAUUAUAUAAAGCUGAAUGUUUGGCGUAUGUAUGUAUGUCCCCAUAUAGAAAUAAAAACCGCUUGACCAAUCUUGAGGUACCAACUUAAACCUUAGUGUAUGUAUUGUGGCCCUAAAACAAACUUAAGACCCUCAAAAAAAAAAAAAAAAAAAACUCUAUUACAGCUAUAGUAUUUUAUGGAUCUAGGCCAUGUUUACAAUGUUGACAUGAGAAAAGAUCGAAAGGAUUUAGAUCUAGAUCUAAUUUUAAGAAAUACACUUUGCGCAGAUAGUUUUUUUCCUAUACACAUGAAAAUACAAAAGAAGUUCCAUUGAUUUCAUUAUAUAAUAAAAUUAACCUUCAAAUUUGUGUUUCAAAACCAUUUUUUACAUACAUUAGUUCCUUAUAUCUGUGACUACAGAUUUCCUGACAAACAUUCUUUAAUUAGACAAUACCCUAAUGUUACACAUCUUUCCAUUUCUAGAUCUAAAACUCUAAGAUGAUAAAACUUCUCUUCCCACAGAUAGUUUUAUACUUUAAUACAUGAACAUACUAAUUAUCGUCCAUUCAUUUCAUAUUUUGAUCAAAUUAACAUUCAAAUUUGGUUUUCUAAAGUAUUUUUAAUACAUUCGUUUACAAAAGCUGCGAAGCCGUGUUGAGAUAGGCCUAUAUCUAUAUUCAUUCAUGAAUCGCGUACUAAAAAUUAUUUCGUUUAAUUGUUUACUUUAUUAUCCCAUUCAUUUAACAAAUCUGGUAAACACGUUUUUAAUUGUACUAUUUUUCUAUUGCUCUUUUAGUUUUUAAUAGAUAUGUAUGUAUCGGCUUUGGGUAAACCCAUUUUCGCACAACUAAUUUUAUUUUCGUAGCGAAAGAGAAAAAACUUGAAAGGAUCAUUAGCUAAGUUUAACAUACAUCUAAAUCCACUAGGUUAGUAAACACAAACUUAGACCUGCAGACUGCGGGUAAUGUCAAGCUAGUAUAUAUAUUUGUAUGUACGCAAAUGAUUUGUAUAAGAUAAUUUUAUUGUCCUAAAAAAUGAAAAUUCAGUUUGACUCCGAUUGUCCACCGCAGCAUAACUACUAUUAUAUUAAUAACAAUAUAGAUGCAAACAUGAAAAACAUUCACACACACUCAGUCAGUGCUUUAUUGAAUUAGGAUGCUAUGUACUUCUUGGUUACCUUGCAACCCUGGCUGAAAGUGGAAUAAAGUAGUUUUUAAAUCUUUCUUUUUAGCCUUAAUGGAGAGGAUAUGAUCUUUACAUCCAUAUUUGAUGUAACAGUGGUUUAAUGGGUGCAGAUUGUCUUUAAGAAUUGUGUGUGUUUUAAAUAGUCAUCUUUUGUGAAAACUUCUUUUAAGAGAUGGUAGCUGUAUUUGAGUGAUAUAUGAUGUUUUUUUUUAAAUAAGUCUUUAGUUGAUGUCUUUGUGAAGUAUUAUACCAUCACCAGCAGGUGAUGUCAAACGUAAUUAGACUGCUGAUGGUUGCUGUAUAAAAAAAGUUUAUUAUUAUUUUGUCGCUUUAAAAUUUUUUUAGCAUUCUAAGAUGAAAUUCGUCAUCAAUUUAAAAUCGAACAUUUAUAAUUAGAACGUGGUGAUUACAUCAUUGGUAAAAAGUGUUAAUUGUAGAAUGGCCACCUGCAAUAAGGCCAACAAUGGCUGUGUCGUGAGCAAAUAUAAUAAUGUAUGCUAUUGAAACUGUAAGGUAUGUUGUAUCCUAACAUUGUGAUGUUUUAUUUUCAAAAAUGAAUUUAUAAUAACAUAUUGGUUUAAAAUUAAACAUUUUUUUAUUUGAAUAAUUCUGAAUUUCCGAAACAUUGAAACAUUUCCUUCAUUGAUCUUUGAGAAGAACAGAUUUAGAAUCUUCAAAAUGUCUAAUGACCAUAACAUUUUGUUUUCCAUCUUGCUGUUUUUCUCAACUAUUCUCUUGUUCUUGUGUUGCACUUAUCUUUUAGUUUCUCCUUCAUUUCUGAAAACAUGAACAAUUGACUUUAAGAUGCCUCUCCAGCUUGAUAAAACUUUGUAAUUAAAUGUUGCAUUCCAAGUUGUUGUUUUUUUUUGUUUUUCUUUGCAAACAUUUUUUUAAACAAAAGUUUUAUUAUAAUUGAUUGAUACAAAGAAAAUGGAGCAAGACAAAUGAAGCAAUUAAAAAUGUUUCAACUGCAAAGAUGGCAAGAAAUUAUUUGACAUCUUCGGCUGUAUUUCAAUUUCCUUUUUCUAUCUUUACUUUCUAAAUAUAGAGAGAAAUUAUAAUUAUUUAAUUUUAACCCAGAUGAAUUGAAAUGUAAUAUAUUGAUAUUAAAUUCAAAUAUACUUUAUUUUUUAAAAAUAUUUAUUACAUAUGUAUACACAGUUUUUACAACGAUGAAACACUUGCACAGCAAAGAUUUUAUUUUAAAGUAAAUAUUUAUCUAACUCAUG